This is a messenger RNA of Pistacia vera, 2470 nucleotides long. Its product is annotated as protein ENHANCED DISEASE RESISTANCE 2-like. The record is from RefSeq and is a predicted model, not a curated record. The coding region runs from base 143 to 2470 and encodes 775 amino acids. NCBI's taxonomy places the organism in Eukaryota, Viridiplantae, Streptophyta, Magnoliopsida, Sapindales, Anacardiaceae. Gene Ontology annotation, molecular function: lipid binding. The transcript has 22 exons.
CUGAGUCUCUCUUCCCGGAGAUGACAACUCUCUCCCCUUUUCUCUCUCCAGUGAUUGCAAAAUUUGAAAAUAAUAACAAUUAACAGAAAACCCCCCACACCCACAGAGAGAGAGAGAGAGAGAGAAAGAGAGUGGUCAAGAAAUGGACACCACAUCGACGGGAAAGAAGGUGGGCAGCCAGGGAUCCGGCUCCGACACCAGCAGCGGUGCUGGCAGCCAUGAGGGUGGUAGUGGUGGUGGAGGAGGAGCCACCGUUGGUGGUGGUGGUAGAUAUAAGCAGCUGAAAUUGUUUGAGUACUGUGGGUGGGUUUUUCAUCUGGGCGUGAAUUCAAUUGGGCAUGAAUAUUGCCAUCUUCGGUUCCUCUGCAUUCGAGGCAAAUACGUUGAGAUGUAUAAACGUGAUCCUCAUGAAAAUCCCGGCAUUAAACCUAUUAGGAGGGGAACAAUAGGGCCUACAUUCAUGGUGGAGGAGCUAGGGCGUCGGAGGGUCAACCAUGGGGAUGUUUAUGUUAUACGGCUUUACAACCGAUUGGAUGAGUCACAAAAGGGAGAGAUUGCUUGUGCCAAAGCUGGAGAAGCUCGGAAAUGGAUGGAAGCAUUUGAUCAUGCCAAGCAACAGGCUGAAUUGGAGCUUUCAAGGGGCAGCAACAGAAUCAAAUUGAACACGGAGGAAGAGAUCAAUUUGGAUGGGCAUCGACCUAGAGUAAGGAGAUAUGCUCGUGGAUUAAAAAAGCUCAUAAGAAUCGGGCAUGGUCCAGAGACACUUUUGCAGCAAUCCUCGGAUUUGGGUGGUAGGGCAGAUGGGUACUUUGAAGGGGACAUUGGAGAUGUAAUUGAAGCACAAGAAUGGAAAUGUGUUCGUACAAUAAAUGGUGUUAGAAUCUUUGAGGAUGUUUCUGACACUAAGAGUGGUAAAGGUGCUCUUGUGAAAGCCGUAGGUGUUAUUGAUGCAGAUGCAGAUACUGUUUUUGAGGUGGUCUUAAACCUUGAUCGACACCAAAGAUACGAGUGGGAUAUGUUGACAGGUGACUUGGAGCUGAUAGAUUCUUAUAAUGGACACUACGAUGUUGUGUAUGGCAUGUUUGACCCAAAGUACCUAACUCGGUGGCAUUCCAAGAGAGAUUUUGUCUUCUCUAGGCAAUGGUUUCGUUGUCAAGAUGGAACAUACACAAUUUUGCAAUUUCCUGUCACAAACAAGAAGAAGCCUCCAAAAUCUGGAUACCGACGUACAAAAAUUAAUCCAUCCACUUGGGAGAUUAGAAGUUUAAAUACGCCAAUGGGUUCAAAUGGUGCAAAGUGUCUUGUGACACAAAUGUUAGAGAUACAGUCAAAAGGCUGGUGUAAAUGGAAGACAAAUACCGGCACAAACUUUGAAAAGACUACCCCUUUUGCAUUAUUAAGCCAAGUGGCAGGUCUAAAGGAAUAUAUUGGAGCAAAUCCAAAUCCCAAAAGUGGAUCUUCAACUGUGGUUAUUCAAUCAAAGUUUUCGGAUGCCUCAUCUUCCAUCGGCGAUUAUGAGGAUGAAGAAGACAUGCAGGAGCAGUUUUAUGAUGCAAUUGCUUCUGACUCAUCAUCCUCAGAAGAUGAAGAGAGUGAUGAUGGUGAUGAAGACAGUAAUGAUGGCAAUGAAGUUGAUAAGAAGGACAAGAAAGUGAAGCUAAAGAAUGUCGUGUGGGCCAUGACAGGCUUAGCUUUGAAGCGAACUUCAGUUUCAGAUGCAAAUAAGGAAUUAGAUUGUACUAUACCUCCUGUCGUCAUUGAUCCUAGCCAGUUCCAUGGUUCCCUGCAAAAAGGAGAGGAUGGGACUGACUCUAAUUGUUGGGCUUCUCCUAGUGGCAAGGGUUUUAUGAUCCGAGGAAAGACUUACCUAAAAGAUAAUUCCAAGGUAAUGGGUGGAGAUCCCUUGCUCAAACUCAUUGCAGUUGAAUGGUUCAAAGUUGAAAAAACAGCCGAUAGGGUUGCAUUGCAUCCCAAGUGUCUAGUUCAGUCAGAAGCAGGGAAAAAGCUUCCAUUUAUCUUAGUCAUUAAUCUCCAGGUUCCAGCAAAACCAAAUUAUAGUUUGGUGCUCUACUAUGCGUCAGAAAGGCCUCUAAAUAAAAAGUCAUUGUUAGGUCAGUUCGUGGAUGGGACUGACAUGUUUCGUGAUGCAAGGUUUAAACUGAUUCCGAGCAUUGUUGAGGGGUAUUGGAUGGUCAAACGUGCAGUUGGGACAAAAGCAUGUCUGUUGGGGAAGGCUGUAACGUGCAAAUACCUCAGACAAGACAAUUUUCUGGAGAUUGAUGUAGAUAUUGGAUCAUCUUCUGUAGCAAGAAGUGUGAUUGGCCUUGUCCUUGGAUAUGUAACAAGCUUAGUAGUCGAUCUUGCAAUUCUAAUAGAGGCAAAAGAAGAGUCAGAAUUACCCGAGUAUAUUCUUGGGACAGUUCAGUUGAAUCGCUUGAGGCCUGAUUCUGCAGUACCCUUGAAGGUUUGA